ACAAAGGUACACUGCGUGUGUAAGCGUUUAGUUGCUUCAAGAGGGUUGGAACUUCGCAAUGCCAUUCGAUUUUCCAAAGGCGGAACUGCACUGCCACUUAGACGGUUGCUUUCGACUAUCGACAUGUAUUGAACUGGCAAGAGAACGUGGGGUCGAAUUGCCGUCAUACGAUGUGAAUGAACUAAGGUCGCUCGUAUGUAAACUGCAACGAACUGCCAGCCUCGAUGAAUAUCUUGCCCAUUUUAUGGUCACAACACCCGUAUUUGCCGGCAGCCGAGAAGCGAUCAAAAGAUUGACAAUGGAGGCAAUCGAGGACAAGCACCAGCAAGGAAUUUCUUACAUCGAAUUUCGUUUCUGCCCGCACCUGUUGGCUGAUUGUGACGUAACACCCCGGCUAAACGCUAAAACCGCAGGUACUCUUACACCCCGUGGCGUAGUAGAAGCAGUGUGUACGGCUGCUGAAGAAGCAAGAUCUCGAUUCCCUGUUGUUGUACGAUUUAUCUUGUGUGCUUUAUUAGAUUUACCUGACUGGUCCAUGGAGCUUGCCCAUAUGUGCAAAGAGUUCGCAUUGCGUGGUGUUGUGGCGCUGGACAUUGCCGGGGCAGGAAUCGAAGCCGAUUCAACAUUCGACGAUCACAAAGCAGCAUUCGAUUUUUGUAAAGAGCACAGUAUUGACAUAACGGUUCAUGCUGGAGAGAAGGGCGGACCAAACCAAGUGCACGAGGCUGUACAUAAGCUUCACGCCACCAGGAUAGGGCACGGUUACAAGACCAUCAAUGACAAAGCGGUAUAUGAUGACGUCAUCAAAAAGCAGAUCCAUCUCGAGGUUUGUCCGAUUUCCAGCAACCUGACCGCGUCUGUACCUGAAGACAUGACAGCGCAUCCUGCGAUAAGCUUCCUAAAUGACGGCGUAAACUUCUCAUUGAAUACCGAUAACCCUGGAUUCCACGACGCGGAUAUCCUGCACGAUUAUGACGUGGCGUCACGCAUGUUCCGCUUCACCGAGGAGCAAAUAAAGGAAUUGAAUUUAAACGCCCUUCGUUCUUCUUUCGUCGAAGCUCCAAUGAAAGAAAAAUUGAUAAAGGAUUUUAAGGAAGCUUACUGCAAGGCAUAGGCUGAUAGAUUCUGGUGUCGCUUUCAUUGUUGUUUAUCGUAUAUAUAUUUAUAUAAACAACGGAAUACAUCUGUGCUGGCGAUUUGGGA
Messenger RNA from Ciona intestinalis (vase tunicate), 1203 nucleotides. The record is from RefSeq and is a predicted model, not a curated record. NCBI's taxonomy places the organism in Eukaryota, Metazoa, Chordata, Ascidiacea, Phlebobranchia, Cionidae.